Molecule: messenger RNA, 537 nt
Organism: Staurois parvus
Lineage: Eukaryota; Metazoa; Chordata; Amphibia; Anura; Ranidae
Source: the annotation of a GenBank genome assembly
UGUCCGCAGUCUCUGGUCGUCUCCUGUACUAUAUCCACAGUCUCUGGUCAUCUCCUGUAGUAUGUCCGCAGUCUCUGGUCAUCUCCUGUAGUAUGUCCGCAGUCUCUGGUCAUCUCCUGUAGUAUGUCCGCAGUCUCUGGUCAUCUCCUGUACUAUGUCCGCAGUCUCUGGUCAUCUCCUAUGCUAUGUCCGCAGUCUCUGGUCAUCUCCUGUACUUGUGUCUGCAGUCUCUGGUCAUCUCCUGUACUAUGUCCACAAUCUCUGGUCAUCUCUUGUACUAUGUCCGCAGUCUCUGGUCAUCUCCUGUACUAUGUCCGCAGUCUCUGGUCAUCUCCUGUACUAUGUCCACAGUCUCUGGUCACCUCCUGUAGUAUGUCCGCAGUCUCUGGUCAUCUCCUGUACUAUGUCCGCAGUCUCUGGUCAUCUCCUGUACUAUGUCCGCAGUCUCUGGUCAUCUCCUGUUAUAUGUCCGCAGUCUCUGGUCAUCUCCUGUACUAUGUCCGCAGUCUCUGGUUAUCUCCUGUACUAUGUCCGCAG